Molecule: messenger RNA, 2780 nt
Organism: Lactuca sativa (garden lettuce)
Lineage: Eukaryota; Viridiplantae; Streptophyta; Magnoliopsida; Asterales; Asteraceae
Product: splicing factor PWI domain-containing protein
Biological process (GO): regulation of mRNA splicing, via spliceosome
Cellular component (GO): spliceosomal complex
Molecular function (GO): RNA binding
Source: RefSeq, a predicted model, not a curated record
UUGUACCUUCACCUUCCACAAAUGUCCUAAAAAAGAUCCCGCUCGUAGCCCUAGUUCUCAGUUCUUCGUUACUCACUCGAGGAAAGUACACCACAGCUUCAUCGUCAUUCGGCUCAUCUAUUUCAAAACCCUAGAAGAUGUCAGGCGGUUUCUUCCGGGGUACUACGGCCGAUCAAGACACUCGUUUCUCAAACAAGCAUGCUAAGCUUCUUAAAUCGCAGAAGUUUCCACCUGAAUUGGAAAAUCUGGUGGACAUGACAAAGGUUAAGAUGGAUGUCAUGCGCCCAUGGAUAGCUCACAGGGUGACUGAACUUCUUGGAUUUGAAGAUGAAGUUCUGAUCAACUUUAUUUAUGGACUUUUAGAGGAGAAGGUAGUUAAUGGCAAAGAGAUUCAAAUUUCACUUACUGGGUUUAUGGAGAAAAAUACAGGGAAAUUUAUGAAGGAGCUCUGGACACAUCUUCUGAGUGCCCAGAAUAAUGCCAGUGGUGUCCCUCAACAGUUCUUGGAUGCCAAGGAGGAAGAAACUCGAAAGAAGCAGGAGGAUACGGAUCGUAUAACCAGAGAAUUGAAGAGAACAAAAGAGAAAGAAGGGCGUGAGCGGGAGGCUGAACAAGAAAGAGUGAAGAUGGACAGAGAGGUUGCUGCUGCUGCUACGUUGGAGCCCCACUCAAGGAGUCGCACUAAAGAUUCUAGCAAAUGGUCAACUGUAGAUGACAAAGGGACAGAUGAUAGGAAUAAUGGCUCAAAAGCAACACCCAGGAUCACCCGCUCUCCACAUUCACCUCAUCAUUCUCUCUCACCACCUCGAGGUACACGUUCAAGAUCAGUUAGCAAGUCAUUCUCUAAUUCCAGAAGUCAUUCAAGGUCCAGAAGCCUGUCAGCAUCUCCUAAACCUCCAAGGCGUUCAGUUUCUUCUGAAAGGAGGCGCCGAGUUGACUCACGUCUGCAUUCCCCAUCCCCUCCACCACGUCCACGUGGACGCUCACCUUCACCUGCAAGGCGAAGGCUGCGAUCCCCUGUGAGACGCAGAUCUCGGUCUCCCAUGUGGCGCAGAUCACGGUCACCUAUAAGGCGUAGGUCCCGCACACCCAUCCGGCGAAGGUCCCGCUCUCCCAUCCGCCGGAGGUCACGUUCUCUCCUCCGGCGAAGAUCACGUUCUCCCCUCCGGCGAAGGUCCCGCUCUCCACUCCGGCGAAGGUCACGUUCUCCGAUCAGGCGCAGGUCACGUUCUCCGGUCAGGCGAAGGUCGCGUUCUCCGAUCCGGCGAAGGUCUCCGUCUCCGUUUCAACGCAGGCCUAGAUCUCCUUUCCGUCACGGGUCACAAUCCUCUGCGUCUCCUCCGCCACGCCAGGUGUCAGUGUCUCCUUCACCGGUUCGUCGGAGGUCCCCAUCUCCUCCUGUAAGGCGGCGAUACCAGAGAGCACCGUCAAUUCCACGUCAUCGGUCUCCUUCGCCAGCUAGGCGUAGGCCAGCUUUUCCCACCCGUCAAAGAUCCCCUCCAAGUCCUCGGAGUAUGUCUUCUUCUCCAUCAAGGCAGAUGUCUCUUUCCCCUAGACAUGCUACACCCCUGAAAAGUUUCAGGGGAUCACCAAGGCGCCAACAACAGAGAUCACCUGUACAAUCUCCUAGAGAUGGACACAGAGGUGUUCAGAGAAGUGUUGUUGAUCGUCAAGCUCCACGAAAAGAGACUGCUCCACCUCCUGUUGCAGGAAGGUCUUUGGAAAGAGAUUCAAAGGGCAGGAGAACUUCUCAUAAUGGAGGGCCAGCUUUGUCUUCACCACAACAUAGCUCUCCUAUGGGUUCUGUAUCUCCCCCACCUGCUGCCAGAAGUCCUAGUGUCGAGAGGAGCCCUAUACUUCCAAGGAGACAGAAAGAAACUAUGGAUACCAAGGACUGUAUGGAUAAUGUUGAGGUUGAAGAAAGGACCUUUUCCAGAGUGAAGGAAGAGAAACAUGCCAAGAACAAAAAUUCUCCUGAAAAGUUAACUAGUCAUCACCGAAAGAGCAAGAACGAUGAUGUAAGGAGGAAAUACCCCGAUGAAGUUACAGAGAAUCCCCCACGAAACCGUAAGGACAUUUUAGCAGCUGAAAAAGGGUAUAAAGCUGGUGAUGAUAAUAAGGAAGCAGCAGCAGCAAAGUUGCAAAAAAGUGGGUCAUUGGAUUCUGGUGGGUCGGAUGAAAGUGAUGGUGGAAAGAGAAAACGCAAAAGGUCAAAAAAGAAAGACGUGACAUCAGAUGAUGAUGAUGAUGAUUAUAGCCAUCAUAGUCAUGAUGACUCUCACACAGAAGACAAAAAGGAAGCUAAAAAACGACGCAAAGAGGAGAAACGAUUGAAAAAAGAGGAAAGGCGCAAACGACGUGAGGAACGACGUCGCAGGAAGGCAGAAAAGCAGAAAGGCAGGAAAGCAAGCGGGAAUGUUUCUCCAUCUUCAGAUGAAAAUGAGGAAGAUGCUGAUCAGAAGAAACUUGAAAUUGAGUUGAGGGAAAAAGCUCUUGAAUCUCUCAGAGCUAAAAAGGGCAGCAUUGGUCAUUAGUUUUGUUGUUGAUUUUCAAUGCUUCCUUUUCUUUUUAAAAAAACUUUAAAAUAUUAUUAUGUUUUCUUUCUCCCUAUGACAUGACAUUUGCAUUUUGGUUGUGUAUUGUAUUGUUGAUAACUGUUUAAUACACUUUGUCUGUCUUUGCUGAUGGCAGCUGAACGGAAUUCAAGGAUAUUCAUCGUGCUGACUUCCCUUCUGCUAAGUUUGCCGGUAAUAAAUGUUUUCCUUUUUGCUGGGGACUUA